Messenger RNA from Recurvomyces mirabilis, 1944 nucleotides. RefSeq lists its product as uncharacterized. Lineage: Eukaryota; Fungi; Ascomycota; Dothideomycetes; Mycosphaerellales; Teratosphaeriaceae. Gene Ontology annotation, molecular function: ATP binding; ATP-dependent protein folding chaperone. The transcript is spliced from 2 exons. The record is from RefSeq and is a predicted model, not a curated record. Bases 1 to 1944 code for a protein of 647 amino acids.
AUGACUGUCAACCAACGAACUCACAGCAAUGCUCAUGCGAAUGGUACGGCAUACACAAUGAACGGAGGCACGAGUAAUGGAUCGUUCGCCGAGACGAAGAGCAUCAUUUCACGACCAACGACUGCGGGUACCGACUCGGAAACACCAAUACAAGCAGAUCGCCUGGUAAUAGGUGUCGAUUUCGGGACAACCUACAGUGGCGUUGCCGCAGCAUACAGCGCAACACCGGACGACAUCGACAUCAUCAAGACGUGGCCUGGAGGUAACGGCAUCACGUCCGACAAAGUUCCAACAGAAAUCGCAUACGAGCCCAUACCAACCUCGGAACCGUCGCCAAUAUCACCUCUAGACGGUCCGUCUGAUGCGCUGCCGCAGAAGACGGUGAGAUGGGGCUUCCAAUUCAAGCCGGAAGAGACGAGGUUAAGAUGUAUCAAGCUGUUCCUCGAUCGCAACCAGAAACUCCCGCACUUCGUCUCGCCAUUAGAGACGGCUGCGCAGCUGCGGAAAUGCGAUCGCACUGUGAUGGAUGCGGUCUCGGACUACCUGACCCGGAUAUAUGAGCACACGAUGGAGACAUUGAACAGGAGGUAUGGCGAGAGCUUUGUUUCGUCCACGAAGGUGGAGUUCGUCUUGACGGUGCCGGCAGUAUGGUCUGAUGCUGCGAAGAACGCUACAUUGCAAGGGGCAGAAAGAGCAGGCAUGGGUAAUAGGCAUGAGCUGAAACUUAUCAGUGAGCCAGAGGCGGCUGCGGUGUACACCCUGAAGACUAUCCAGCCCAAUGGACUGAAGCUGGGAGAUAACUACAUCGUCUGCGACGCAGGAGGUGGGACGGUCGAUCUGAUCGCAUACCAAGUCACCGGUCUAUAUCCUCUACGAGUGGAAGAGAGCGCAGUAGGCACUGGAGGGCUCUGUGGCUCCGCUUUCCUGAAUUACAGGUUCGAGGACCAUGUCAAGAUGCGGAUAGGUGAUGAGCGAUACAACAAUAUGCGAGAGAAGAAGCCCAAGACUUGGCAAAUGGGUCUGCGAUACUUCGAGGAGUUCGUAAAGCGCAACUUCAACGAGGAAGAGCACAGUGAGGUCAACGUGCCGUUUCCUGGUUUACCGGAUGAUGAGGAGGCGGGUUUGGACAGUGGGUUUCUGAUCAUGAGUGCGGCGCAAGUGAAAGAGAUCUUCGAGCCGGUCAUAAGACAGGUCGUUGAGCUCGUGGAGGGACAAGUCGAGGCGAUCAAGGCCAAGAAUGGUAUCGUAUCAGGCAUCAUCUUGGUCGGAGGGUUCGGCCAGUCGAACUACCUUUACACCCGUCUAAAACAGCACUUCAAUGCAGCACCGCCGCCACCAUAUACUGAAACUCCUACGCACGCCACGGCGAACGCCAAACAGCAGAAUGUAGAGGUACUGCAGCCGCUCCAUGCUUGGACGGCUGUCGUGCGAGGGGCGGUCUUGAGAGGUAUCGAAGGCGAUAUGGUAGAGAAGAGACGGAGUCGAUGGCAUUAUGGGACGAGCUAUGCAACAGUGUACGAUGAGAAGAAGCAUCCAAUCGAAGACCGAUAUUGGAGUCCGUUGUGGGAGAGGUGGAUGGUUAGUGAUCGAAUGCAGUGGCAUAUCGCUAAGGGCACUCCCAUCUCAGCCGACCAACCAGUCUCCUUCCACUACACUCGCAACUUCCGACCCGGCCAAUCUCUGGUGAUCGAGGACGAGCUGAUAGCGUGUGAAGGCGAUACGGCACCUGAUGCUUUUGGCAAAGAUCUGUUCAAAGUCUGCACGCUUACGACAGAUAUCAACUCCGUGCCCAAGAGCCUCUUCACCCGCCUUACAACCACCAAGGGGCUGGAAUUCGAUAACUUGGACUUCGAACUGCAUAUGAAGAUCGAGAGUGCGAAUCUGGUCUUUGAGCUUAGGGUGGAUGGUGUGCAAUAUGGAAGCGUCCAGGCGGACUUUAAUUAG